This is a messenger RNA of Triticum aestivum (bread wheat), 1646 nucleotides long. RefSeq names its product disease resistance protein Pik-2. The record is from RefSeq and is a predicted model, not a curated record. Lineage: Eukaryota; Viridiplantae; Streptophyta; Magnoliopsida; Poales; Poaceae. The coding region runs from base 184 to 1494 and encodes 436 amino acids. The transcript has a single exon.
UUGAAGAUUUGUACAAAGCGCCUGACCAGGAGAUGGAUAUCUGAAUGCUUUGUCACUGAGAAGCAAGGUCUGACAGCAGAGGAGGUCGCAGAAACAUACUUCAAUCAACUCAUAAGUAGGAAGAUAAUACGCCCUGUUGAUCACAGCAGCAAUGGCAAGGUAAAAUCCUUCAAAGUUCACGAUAUGAUUCUUGAAUAUAUCAUGUCCAAAGCAAGCCAGGAAAAUUUUAUCACUGUCGUCGGCGGGCACUGGUUGAUGCCAACUCCUAGCAACAAAGUCCGUCGACUCUCCAUGCAGAGUAGUGGUUCUAAACAAGGGAAUCCAACAAAAGGCAUGGAUUUGUCUCAAGUACGGUCACUAACCGUAUUUGGAAGCCAAGACCGACCACUGCCUUUUCAUUCAUUCAAUAAUGGAAUAAUUCAAGUGUUGGAUCUGGAGGGUUGGAAGGGAUUGACAAAUAAACAUAUGGAGGACAUAUGUAAAAUGCUUGUACUGAAGUAUUUGAGCCUCCGUCGAACAGAGAUUUCCACAAUUCCAUCAGAGAUAGAGAAGAUCCAGGAUCUGGAAACAUUUGAUGUAAGGGAGACAAAUGUCGGAGAUCUACCCAAAACUUUUGGCAAUCUCAAACGUCUCCGCAGUUUGCUUGGAGGAAGUAAAAAAUCACGGAAGGCUUUGAAGAUGCCUCAAGAGAAAAAUAAGGUGCCAAUGAAAGCACUUCGUGUACUGUCAGGGAUCGAGAUCAGUGAAGGCUCAACCACUGCUGCAAGUCUUGAUCAGCUAACUAGGCUAAGGAAACUUGCCAUUUACAAGCUCAAUAUUAUUGAGGGUCAAAAAACCUUCAUAGAUUUAUGCUCCUCCAUUCAGUACCUCUGCAGCUGCGGUCUACAGACACUUGCAAUCAAUGAUGUGAGCUCUAAUUUUAUCAACUCACUAGACUCCAUGUCCGCUCCUCCAAGAUACCUCAUUGGUCUGGAGCUGUCUGGCAUGUUGGAAAGGCCUCCAAAGUGGAUCGUGGAGCUCAAGAACCUCUACAAGCUGACCCUUUCUGUGACAGUUCUAAAGACUGAUACUUUCAAGCUCAUCCAGGACCUGCCCAAAUUGUUUUCUCUCACCUUUACACUCAAUGCAGCAAAGGAUGAUCGGGACAUCGUGGACAUCCUUGAGGAAAAUAAACAGCUUGAUAGGGAGAUAAUUGUUCCUCCUGGAGGAUUCAAGAGUCUAAAGCUGCUUCGCUUCUUUGCAACUUUGGUGCCAAGGCUGAGCUUUGCAGUUACAGGAGAGGUAAUGCCAACACUCGAGAGGAUUGAUAUGCAGUUUCAGGCCUUUGAAGGGAUUUAUGGCAUCGAGACUCUUAGUAGUCUCCGAGAAGUGCAUCUCAGCGUUGAUAAUCAAGCCGAUGAGAUAACCAAGUUCUUGGUAGAAGAUUUGAAGGAUACCCCCAAGUAUUUAGAUAAAGAGUACGUGAGCAAGUGGCCAAAAAUAAUCACUGUUUGAAGAGAUUGGAUGAGAUGUUGUCGUCUCUUGACUCACCUACAAUCAUUUGGCACUGUAUUUCUAGAAAGAUUAUUUUCUAAAAUCCAAAAUUCCGUUUUGCGAGCAAAAUAAACAGACUGCAUCUUUGCAUCUUUACUUACGGCUACUUUACA